This is a messenger RNA of Biomphalaria glabrata, 4788 nucleotides long. Its product is annotated as E3 ubiquitin-protein ligase TRIM37-like. Bases 433 to 4431 code for a protein of 1332 amino acids. The transcript has 26 exons. Gene Ontology annotation, molecular function: ubiquitin protein ligase binding; ubiquitin protein ligase activity; tumor necrosis factor receptor binding. Gene Ontology annotation, biological process: protein autoubiquitination; negative regulation of centriole replication. Gene Ontology annotation, cellular component: aggresome; peroxisome. Lineage: Eukaryota; Metazoa; Mollusca; Gastropoda; Planorbidae. The record is from RefSeq and is a predicted model, not a curated record.
UUUGUGUGUGUGUGUUAGAUUUAUGUCCCUUAGAGCUUCAACACGGCAGUGUCUAGAUGCCUUUAGGAUCAGCAGUGAUUUCAGAUUUCGUUUUUUUUUCGGACUAUAUUGAAUGUUAUUUCGGAGGACUAGAUCUAAAUAUAAAAAAUGAAUCUGAGAAAAUCUCGGACUAGAGUUGAAUUUUUAGCUUACACCAAACCAAGUACUAUGCUAAUAUUGAUCAAAGUCUUAAAAUAAAGAACCCUUGAAAUGUAUCAAAGCAUCCUGGAUACUGUCAAUAUUGUUGAUGUCAAGGCAGCAUAGAAGCUGGUGGUGUCAGUUGGCAAGAAAAUCCACAUAGUGACACUAAGUCUAAAUAUUGAUUUUUAUUAGUAACAAUAAGAUAGUCAAGGAACUGACAUUUGGGCAGCGUAGACAGUGUAGUGUUUAAGUAUGUCUAUGUAUAGAAGAACUAUGAGACAAAAAAGUAAAAAAAAAAGACCCCUGUCUGUGAACAGUCUUGAUGAAAAGUGCCGGAUGUCUCUGAUGGGUCAAAUGGUAGAUAUGGGUCAUUCACAAGGCAAUGAUCUUAAACGUUCUGCAUCUGAUAUGUUUUCUGGGCAUCUUUAUGGUUUUCAUAGGUCAAGGUCAGAGAACAGUCCAAACUCAAAUGAAACCGGCAUUAAAAUUUUCAGCUCUACUGUGAGAAGUGGAUCAUCACAUAACAGUUCCAAUGAUUCUGGUAUAUUCAGUGGUAUGGGAAGUUCAGACAACUUUAGGGAUGAAUCUGGUGCCCAUAAGAAACGUAACGACCAAUUAAAUCCAGUGAUUAGGAUUAUAAGCCCGGUAGAAAGUGUUCAAUCCUCACACAACUCAAGUCUCUCGGCCAGUGCUGGCUGUACCGUGAUGCAAGGAUUAGAGGAGUCUAGUGGGAAAACUAAAGAUCAGUCGAAGACUGCUCAUCAGGCCUCAUUGGAACAUCAUCAUAAUAACCAGGACCUCAAGACUGCAAAAUGUCCACAGUCUUGCUUGGCAAGCACAAAGGGAGCCAACAAUUCAACAUCCCACUUCAAACAUAAAGUCUCAUUUGAUCUUGAUCAAGAGUCUCAAACAUCCGUGGCUCAUCAGGAAACAUCACUUCAAGAAAUAAAAACACCAUUCAAGAAAUAUCUAAAUGACUACAGGACGACUUCUUCCUCUCAAGAAAUAGCACAGCUCAACUGUUCUACGUCUGCUGAAGUGAAAAGUGCAAAGUAUAAACAAUCAUCUAUUCAUUUUAAGAAAGGCAACUGUCAUGAGCAAUCUUCAAUUGUAAACACAACUCAAGCCUCAGGUUCUUCACACCAUCAGCCUACGGGUGAUGGUGCAUCCAGUAGCUUGAAAUACGAUCAUCUUCUAGAUGCUAGUCAGGUAGAAGCCAUUUCGCUGGAAGAGAUUCUUAUGUCCAAUUUAGACACAGUGAAAGAAAAAAUACAGAAUAGCAAUGAGAUAAUAUUAGCACAGAGUCUGGCGGAAGUUUUUCGAUGUUUCAUUUGUAUGGAAAAGUUGCGAGAUGCACGCCUAUGUCCACACUGUUCAAAAUUAUGUUGUUUUCCUUGUAUUCGAAGAUGGUUAACAGAGCAGAGGUCACAGUGUCCUCACUGCAGAGCUUCUCUACUACUUCACGAACUGGUCAACUGUCGCUGGGCUGAGGAGGUGACCCAGCAGCUGGACACACUCCAACAGUCGUCUCCUUUAGUUCGAGGGGAGGGUGUCUCACGGAAGGAAAUGUGCAACGAACAUCAGGAGAAGUUGAGUGUCUACUGCUGGACUUGCAAACAAUGCAUAUGCCAUCAAUGUGCAUUGUGGGGUGGCACGCAUUCUGGCCACAUGUUCAAGCCUUUGGAUAGAAUCUAUGAGGAAUACAAGUCUAAAAUCAAUGGAGAACUGAAUCUACUCAAGUCACAACAUUCUGAGUUGUUUUGUCUGGUGCAAGAUGUUGAACGCAACAUUGAGAGUGUGAAAAAUGCUAAAGACGAACGAGUCAGGGAAAUCCGCAAUGCAGUUGAACUAAUGGUAGCUCGGCUGGAAGCGCAGCUAAAGAGUAAACUUGUGACACUUAUAGGUCAGAGAAAUCAGUUGGCACAGGAAGUGACCACAUGGGACACAGCAAUUGAAAAGGUCGAGGCUGAUUUGAGGGAUUGUGGGAAGUCUGAGCUUGUCAUGAAGAGCAAGGACCUUCUAGAGCUCUUCCGUAUGGCACACCGCCAGUCAGCUUCAUCCUUUGUCACCACACCUGUACCAGCAGAUUUUAAUAGUGAGAUAGUGCCUCAGUAUGACUCCAGUACUUUCAUCAUGAAAAACUUUAGUGUACUGAGACAAAGAGCUGACCCAGUCUACAGUCCACCUUUGUUUGUGAAUGGAUUGAGUUGGAGACUCAAAGUUUACCCUGAUGGUAAUGGAGUAGUCAGAGGCAACUAUUUGUCAGUUUUCUUGGAAUUGACAGCUGGUCUUCCAGAAACAUCCAAAUAUGAGUAUAGAGUUGAAAUGGUGCAUCAGGCUUCUAAAGACUGGACUAAGAACAUUGUUAGAGAGUUUGCUUCUGAUUUUGAGGUUGGAGAAUGCUGGGGCUACAAUAGAUUUUUUCGACUGGAUCUGUUGGCUAACGAAGGUUAUCUGAAACCAGAGCUGGAUACUUUGAUAUUGAAAUUUCAAGUUAGGCCACCAACAUUUUACCAAAAAUGUCGAGAUCAACAAUGGUAUAUCAACCAACUAGAAUCUCUUCAAGCUCAGUAUUUACACCAAAACAAUGAUCUGAAAGAUCGUCUAUUGAUGGAAAUGUCCAGAAGCACUUCGAAAUCUCCAGGAAGAAAAACAAAUUUAGUCCCUGAGAUUCCUAUAGCUUUAGUGGAGAAUCUAACAUCCACAGCAGCGACAGAGGUGUCCACUCUUUUGUCUCCAUCCUCUGCCACCACGCCAACCACUCCCAAUGUUUCUGUUUCUUCUAAGCCGACGACUGGAACAAAUGCUGAUGGUAAUGAAGAGGAAGAGGAUGAAGAUGACGAGAAUGAAGAUGAAGAUGAAGAGAAUGCUGAAGCUCAUGAAGACAGCAGCUCAUCUGAUCUUGGAUCAGACACCACAGAUUAUAAUGAGAAAGGAUUGUCAUUUCUUCAAGCCUUAAACCCUACAGAGUUGAAUGACUACCAGGAAAUUCGAAUGGAACUGGCGCAUCCCAUAAGCCCACUCAAUGCUGAUGAGAAUGAUAUUGACGAGGAAACGAUGUCUGUGGACAAUGAUGUAGACAACGCCAUUCAUUGGUCGGAUAAUGUCCUUACUGCUGCAGGAUUCAUUGCUUCAACUAAAUGCACUGCGUCAGGAGCCGCUAAUAAACUGAAAAGUUCCAACAACCUAUCUCAACCUCCAUCAAGUCAGAAAAAAGAAGAAGAAGCGUCUUUGCUUCAGUUUUUAGAACAUCAGUCGACAGAACGUUCAAAUCCAAGGCCAGAGUUCAACACUGCCUUUGCUCACCUGUCUUUGGCAACAGCAGACGAGAAUGUUGACAGUGAUCAGUGGACCAACCAUUGGCUAGAUGGAUUGAUACUUGACAAACCAUUUAGCAACAACGACAAAUCUGUUCGACUAAGCAACAGUAGCCAUGUGACCUUGGGUGGUGCUAGUAGCAUGUGUGGAGCAGAAGUUGAACUAGAAAAUCAAAAUGCAUGCUCAGUUGGUGGACAGGCAGAGAGUGACCAGGGCAUUAGAAAGUCAGCUGAGGAUGUUUUAGAACAUUUCCAGCAAAGAUUUACCGAGUUGGCAGCCUCAACAAUAGCAGCUGCCAAUGCUGCUGUAACCAAUGAAACUGAGGCUCGUAGGAUUCGAAACUGUAAGAAAUCCAAAAGUCAAACUGCAUCCCAGUCAUUAAGAAAUACACUUGAGUCAAGUACCAAACCAGACCUAUCCCUUCUUGAUACAACACUGCACAGAGAGCAACAAGCAUUUAGUCGAACAGGAACUAGCAGUGUUACAGACCUUGAUAGCAGUUUAGAUGAAUUCAUGACAUUAGAAGAAUGUGACAUUGAUUUAGCAACACCUCCUAGAGUCAUUAAACCCGAGCUAGACACAGAAUACAAGUCAAAAAAACAAGAGAAAGAGAAAUCUCCAAUAAGGGUAUCAUCUUCAUCAUUACCUUCUUCAGGGGCAGGAGUUUCAACUCUAAAGAAAGACUCAACUCAUAAUAAUCUCCACUCCUGGACAUUUAACUUUCUCAGGCACAAUAAGGAUGAUAAAAAAGACAAGGACAAGAUACCCUCAGUAGCUUCCUCUCAUCAUGGCACUCACGGCAUUGGUCGAAGCAACAACAGCAGCAGCAGUCAUGAAGGAACCACGUCAUCUGCAUCCUCAGCUCAGGAGAGUUCAACUGCACCAACCUCCAUGCCAAGAAAUGAACAUCAAAAUCAGCAUUCAUCUCCAUAAGAUGAUGUUCUCCUUGGGAUGUAUUGAUGUUUGCCAUUGAGUUUUUCACGUCUGCAAGAUUUCUAAAUAAUUGAUCCUUUUUUUUUAUUAGCAUAUUAGUUUUGAUAAUUAGCCUAAGACUAAAUAUAUCUUUUUUAUUGGAAAGUAUGUUGUUCAUAUGAAUUGAUCUCUCAGAAUUAAUUUGCAUACUUUUCUACAAUAUUGUCAUCCUGUGAGAGUUAACAAAGAAUAUGUGUCAUGUCUUUACACUCAGCUUUCAGAUGUCUUCUAGUUAAUAAUUUGUUUCAUUUACAUUUUGUGUUUGUCACUUGUUAGAACACUUUUGAUUAAUUUAUUCAAUAAAUUCAUUUGAUUCAA